Molecule: messenger RNA, 954 nt
Organism: Heterocephalus glaber (naked mole-rat)
Lineage: Eukaryota; Metazoa; Chordata; Mammalia; Rodentia; Bathyergidae
Product: olfactory receptor 7E24-like
Biological process (GO): G protein-coupled receptor signaling pathway
Cellular component (GO): membrane
Molecular function (GO): olfactory receptor activity; G protein-coupled receptor activity
Source: RefSeq, a predicted model, not a curated record
UUUUUGAAAAGGUGUUCAAGCACUAUCAAAACAUAUAAUCUAACACAGGUCUCAGAAUUCCAUCUCCUGGGCUUCUCAGAAGAUCCAGACUUGCAGCCCAUCCUCUUUGGGCUGUUCCUGUCCAUGUACCUGGUCACAGUGGUUGGAAACCUGCUCAUCAUCCUGGCCAUCAGCACUGAGUCCCAUCUCCACACUCCCAUGUACUUCUUCCUCUCCAACCUGUCCUUUGUUGACAUCUGUUUCAUCUCUACUACGGUCCCAAAGAUGAUUGUGGACAUCCUAAGUCAUAACAGAGCCAUUUCCUAUGUGGGUUGCCUCACACAGAUGUCUGUGUUUCUCAUUUUUGCAAGUAUGGAUGACAUGCUUCUGACUGUAAUGGCCUAUGACCGCUUUGUGGCCAUCUGCCACCCCCUGCAUUACACAAUCAUUAUGAACCCACACCGGUGUGUCUUACUAUUGUUGAUGUCUGUCUUUGUUAGCCUUGUGGAAUCUCAGCUGCACAAUGUAGUUGUUUUACAAUUUGGCUGCUUCAAAGAUGUAAAAAUUGCUAAUUUCUUCUGUGACCCUUCUCAACUCCUUAGCCUUUCAUGUUCUGGUCCUUUAAUCAAAACCAUGGUCACAUAUAUUGUUAGUAUUAUUUUUGGCUUUUUCCCCAUCUCAGGGCUCUUUUUCUCUUAUUAUAAGAUUGUUUUCUCCAUUCUCAAAAUCCCAUCAUCUGGAGGGAGGUACAAAGCCUUUUCUACCUGUAGCUCUCAUCUUUCAGCUCUUUGCUUAUUUUAUGGGACUGGUAUUGGGGUGUAUCUUGGUUCAGAUGUGUCUUAUUCUCCCAUCCAGGGCAUGGUGGCCUCAUUGAUGUAUACCAUAGUCACCCCUAUGCUGAAUCCCUUCAUCUAUAGCCUGAGGAAUAGGGAUAUUAGUAGCACCUUGAAGAGGCUCUACAGUUGGAGAGUGUAA